GUUACAAUCACAUGACUGUGGGUAAAACCAGCCGUUGUAAAAAUCUGUUGAGAAAGGGGGCGGUUAAGUCAACGUUAAUUUCGCGCACUGUUUAACCGCCGUGAGAUCAACCCCCGCUAGCCAGCUUAUUUGACAGCCGUGCAAACAUGAUGGCGGCUGAUCAAACUGUGCACGGAGUUCCUCCUUCACUGUCUGCCAAAGUGGUUGGGUCAUUUGCCUAUUUGACUGUGAGAGACAGGUUACCGACCAUCCUGACCAAAGUUAUAGACACAAUACAUCGCAACAAAAACAAGUUUUUUGAAGAAUAUGGAGAGGAGGGUAUCCGGGCAGAAAAGCAAACAAUAUCUCUGCUGUCUAAGAUGAGGAAUGAGCUGCAAACUGAUAAGCCAGUAAUAGCCCUGACAGACGGCCUGCAAGACACAGAGUCCUGGAACCAGUACCUGCAGAGACAGCAGAGACUGCAAGGGGACCAGGAGUCCGUCAGCUGGUUCAAGUCUCCAUGGCUUUAUAUGGAGUGCUACAUGUACCGCAGGAUACAGGAGGCCAUCUGGCUCAAUCCUCCCAUCAGUGACUAUGACGUCUUUAAUGACGUAAAGACUCAGAGCUUUUUUGAGUCUCAGCAGGCUGUGAUGACCUUAUGUACAUACUUGGAGGGCGUCAACAAGAACAUGGGGGAACUCUCUAAGAAUCAGCUGUUUGAGCAUUUUAACAAACUGCUACAGGUUUCUCUUUGGGGGAACAAAUGUGAUCUGUCUAUCUCUGCUGGUCAAGACAAUUCACAGAAGAAGAGUCCAAUAGAUUCCCUCAACAGCCUAAAGCCCUUCAUCUUGGUGGAUGACUCCAACAUGGUAUGGUCAACUCUUAUUUCCUCCCAGAGGCCGGGACAGCCAGGGAAAACCACUGCAGGCAGAGUGGACAUUGUUCUAGACAAUGCUGGCUUUGAGUUAGUCUCUGACUUUGUCUUAGCAGAUUUUCUGAUUUCCUCCGGUCUUGUCCGUGAGGUCCAUUUUCACGGCAAAUCCUUCCCGUGGUUUGUCUCUGAUGUCACAGCUAACGAUUUUCAGUGGACAAUUCGACAGACCAUGGCAGCCAAUCACAAGUGGAUGUCCAAGAGUGGUGUCCAGUGGCAGAGCUACCUGAAGGAGGGUGUGUGGUCCUAUCGUGACCAUCCUUUCUGGACACAGCCCAAUGAGUUCUGUGACAUGGCAGCUGAUUCUCCUGACCUGUAUGCGACUCUGCAGGGGGCAGACCUGGUGCUGUUUAAAGGGGAUCUCAACUACAGAAAGCUGACGGGGGACAGGGACUGGGAUCACACAGUGGGCUUCGAUACUGCGCUACGAGGUUUUGGGCCUGCACCACUGUGUAGCCUGAGGACCCUUAAGGCCAACAUUCAGGUCGGUCUGCAGCCAGGCCAAGGGGAGAAGCUCACCUCCCAAGAUCCAGACUGGAUGACCAGUGGCAAAUAUGCCGUCAUUCAGUUCUACAGCCCAAAGUCAGAACAGUAAGACUGACCUCAGGAUCUCACUGAGAAGACUUGGAUUCAUAAGAACAUUACAGUAAAAGGUACCAUAAGCAGGAGUUACCUUCAAGACAUAAGACCAUUAAGUUACAUGAGGUUGUUAAAUGGUGUGUUUGUUCCUCAUCGUUGGUUAGCACUUCAUCAUGUUUGAUACAGAAAUACACAGUAACAGAAAUAUUUAAUAAAAAAUUUCACUACAGAUUUGUACCAUGUCAUACUAAAAAUCUUAGCACUUUUAGAUCUAAAUGUUUCCCCAUGAUUUGAACACAACAAUUGUUUACUGUUACAAAAUUAUCCUCGGAGGUAACAAAUCAAGGUUGCUUUUUUAUUAUCACACAUAGCUUAUGUGUUGUGCACAAUGUAUUAAGUCGUAAUGUUUACAGGUUAAUAUAGAUGCUGUCAACAAUUAUUGUAUAAGAAUUGGGCUUUAUAAAUCUCUAUCCCAGAGCAGCAAUACUUCUGUUUUUGCAUGCACUUGAGAAGAGUGAUGAUAAACUUAAUAUAUAGUUAGCUAUUUUUAUUUGAAUUCAGCUCAGCUCAGGUUGUUUUACUGUUGCACUCAGUGUUAUUGAUAUGCAUGCAUCAAAACAUGCAAAGAAUUCACCUAUGGCAGAUCAUAACAUCAUUUGAAAACUCUUUUGCUCAGUUUGAAAGAUGGUAUUGGGGCAGUGUUACAGUGACAAUGUGUGCUUGUUUUGUUUAAAAUGGAAACCCAGACCUCUGUAUCUUCAUAGAAAAAAGUGGUUCCCUCUGUGCACAUUGUUAUGUCAUCUAAAUCCGCAUUGUCAGUGUCAGUACCUCAGAGGUGACGUUAACUGGAUUCUUCUCAGCGCUACUGGGGGAAAUAGAUUCAUUUUCACUAAUGGGUUUGAUAUAAUAAAGAACUGCAUUGACUGGC
This is a messenger RNA of Siniperca chuatsi (mandarin fish), 2417 nucleotides long. It is a transcript of the gene dcph1, whose product is annotated as acidic residue methyltransferase 1. The transcript is spliced from 6 exons. Lineage: Eukaryota; Metazoa; Chordata; Actinopteri; Centrarchiformes; Sinipercidae. Gene Ontology annotation, molecular function: phosphatase activity. Gene Ontology annotation, biological process: DNA damage response. The record is from RefSeq and is a predicted model, not a curated record. Bases 147 to 1505 code for a protein of 452 amino acids. Gene Ontology annotation, cellular component: cytoplasm; nucleus.